ACUAUUCGUAGUUCGACAGUGCGCUGACGUCGUCGAUUUGCUCGGCUCCUUCAUUUUCUCCGUCGUUGAAGCUAUCUCUGCCGCGUUGUAGUGAAGAUGGCCGCUGGUCCCCUCUCCGUUGCUCCCAACACAUCCACGAACAAUGAUGGGAUCCUUAUCGGCGACAGAGUUUACUCUGAAGUUUACCUCACUAUCAGCAACUCUCUCAUACCAGAGGAAAGGCUUCAGCCAACCCCGUCUAUGCUCGAUGGCCUCGACCUGCACACAGAGACCGAUCUCCGUAUCCUGGGUUGCGAGCUAAUUCAAUCGGCUGGUAUUCUUCUACGCUUGCCACAGGUAAACAUUCAAAAUAAACAUCCAGUACCGUCAACUUCUGAAAAACAUGAGUAAAAUAGUUGGUGUUGUUUAAUAACUCGCAGCUUUGUUUAUAUAACCCGUCAAAAUAAGGCCAAACAAGGGAAAUACCCAAGCCAAGGCCUAGCUAGUAACGGCUAACGUUAGAUCACAGCUAGUUCGCUAACUAACUUAUUUAUUAGCAUAAUCUAGUAGGCUAACUUGGUCAAUGACAGGUCAAUUUCUCGAAUCAGAUGAAUAGCAAUGUUAUUUAGCGCAAUUAUCAGUUUUAUACAAAUGUAAUUUAUUUGAAUAAGUCUUUGAUUUAAAUGUGCUGCGCUUGCUAACAAAGUUAGCACGAUAACAUCCGUGGCCGUGGGAUGACAAGAACAAAAUGGCGGAUAUCUAUUGUUGAAUUACAAAUAACGUUACAUAGAACUGUCAAAUUAAUUUAUUGUUCUUUACAUUACAGGUGGCAAUGGCUACGGGUCAAGUUCUUUUUCAUCGUUUUUUCUACUCGAAAUCAUUUGUCAAACACAGUUUUGAGGUAAGCCAAUGUGUCUGUUUCGGCAAAUUAGCAAAUAGAACAUUAGCUAGUUUGGCCACGGCACUCACUGGUGGUGUGUGUAGAGAACGUUUACGUUGGCGGCCAUAUUGUGAUUUACAGUAGCGUAGCUGGUUUGUGUCACGUAACCAGGCCUGUUUUGAAACUAUUCAAUACUCAUUGCAGCUAGCUAGCUAAUCAUUUUAGGUGACGUUAUCAUUGCAAAGCCUCAGAGUAAUGUUAGUGUUUUGCUAGCUAACUACAUACUACACACCGGGUUUGGCCGGUGUAGGCAGUCAUUGUAAAUAAUAAUUUGUUAUUAACUGACUUGCCUAGUUAAAUAAAGGUAAAAUAAAAUACUGUAAACGUUUUUAUUCUUGUGUCCCUAGAUUGUUGCUAUGGCCUGUGUCAACUUGGCUUCCAAGAUCGAGGAAGCGCCACGACGAUUCAGAGACGUCAUCAAUGUUUUUCACCAUUUAAAACAGAGUCAUAGAGGCAAAAGGUAAGCAUCCAUAUAGAAACUAUCCAUCGUUUCUGUUGGUCUUAUAAUUUUGUGAAAAAUGCAAAUGUAUUAAUCUUGCAUUAUAUUAAUUAGUAACUGUUUUAAGUAUCAUGAAUGAUGUUGCUCUGAUGUAUGAAUGUGGAAAAAAAUGCUCUUCUGUUGAUCCAUGCACUCUAAACCAUACUCUAAAACGUUUCAGUUUCCUCAUCUCUGAGCAGUGGUAGUUACAGCAAUAUAUUCACAGCUACCUACAUAGACAAGUAGAUCAGUGAAAGGUGAUACAUUAGCACCUCUAACCUAAAUAACUGUUGAUUGCCAAGAAAAAAACCUACUAGGCACCAGAGGACAAGACACACUGUGCUAGACGAGUGUGUCUUUGACUUUGACCAGAAUAAUCUGUUCAGUUCCAAUUCUAAGGCUGUGGUAUUAACUUGGGUUCUCUUUUCCCUUGCAACCAACUAACAGCGACCAGCUACAUUUACCAAAGCCUGGGUGAUGUGGAAUGGUACGUAGAGAUGAAGCAGUCGGCAUGACAACCAUGAGCGAGGUGUCACCCCCCCCCUCCCCUGGGAGACGCCCGUGGUGUGAGUCACUGCGGUGCACUGGGAACGGGGAGGACAGGUUGGCCGCAGGUCCUAGGCUGGGAGCCUUGGGGACUCCUUUGUCUCAGUCUAAGCUUUGGGUGUUUGCGGACCAUCUGGUAACGUAGCUCAAACACUACAUACUUGAUGUACUACAGAGCAACCUCCCUCAUUCACCAAAUGGCAUUCAUGGCUUUCACAGAAAUAUCACCUUUUUCUUUCCCCUUAGAACAUUUGCACAAUUGUUCACAUGCAUUAGUUCACUAUCUAGUAGUCCCCUGAAGCUCAGUUGGUAGUGCAUUGCGCUUGCAACGACAGGGUUGUGGGUUCGUUUCCCACGGUGGGGGGCUAGUAUGAAAAAUGUAUGCACUCACUAACUGUAAGUCGCUCUGGAUAAGAGCGUCUGCUAAAUGACUAAAAAUGUAAAUCUCGAUUUAAUAUUGAGGAGAUUUAAUACAUUUUAAGAGCUGGAUGGGUAGAGUUUUAAUGUAGAUACAUCACCUCUAAUUGAUGGACAUAAGCAGGGCUUUUCAGACACUUGCUUUUUAGGAAAGCUUUGUUUGGAGGAAACCGUUUGUCUUGAAAUUGACCAUGGUAUGCUAAAUUGAACAAAGUCAGGGUUUUGGAGUAGAUAUACCUAUUACAUCUGAUGCGUGACUGCAGCUUCUGUAAUAGCUUAGAAACAUGAACCGAAGCUGCACGCGUUUUCCAUGUCACCUGUUUUUGUCAUCCUGUCUAGACUACCGCUGAAGUCAGGAAACUAGUAAAUCAGACCUUGUUUUUGUAAAGACAAAGUAGUGCCAUAAAAUGCAAGUUUUAAUAGCAACUUUGGUCAUGUUUGCUCUGGUAACUGUUCAUUUAGAAAAUGUAUUUAGUUCUGACAGAUCUGGCAUCCCGAAGUAUUAGCUACACGGUCAUGUUACUACCAUGUCAUAUCAGACUACCAUAUGGCUACAGUCAUGUUACUACCAUGUCAUAUCAGACUACCAUAUGGCUACAGUCAUGUUACUACCAUGUCAUAUCAGACUACCAUAUGGCUACAGUCAUGUUACUACCAUGUCAUAUCAGACUACCAUAUGGCUACAGUCAUAAUAAUAAAUAAUAAUAUGCCAUUUAGCAGACGCUUUUAUCCAAAGCGACUUACAGUCAUGUUACUACCAUGUCAUAUCAGACUACCAUAUGGCUACAGUCAUGUUACUACCAUGUCAUAUCAGACUACCAGAUAGGAAUGUUACCACACUUGCAUGACUUCUGCUGUGGGGUCCUUCAUCUCCCGUAGGCAGAUUCUGCGUGUGGACAGAUCUGCCAGUACUGAAUGGAUCGUGAGAUCCGUGCUGCAUUAGUGCAAGGUUUUUUUCUGGGUUAACAGAGAUUAUGGGGGCCUUUAUACACUUCCUAGUGUAGAGGUUUCUGUAAUCAGGGUUCACUUGAAAAAGAGAUGUCAAUCUCAAUGCGACUUCCCUGGUUUAAAUAAAGUAUACAUUAAAAUCUGUUUUUACACCCAAUACAUGUAUGAGUCUAGACGGUGAUGACAAAAAUGUCUUUUUUUUGCCACCACUCACAUUUCCAGUCUCGUUGGUCCAUUUUCUUACAUAGUGUUUUUAAGUACAUGUUUUGUAGGUAAUCAAAAAUGUAGGCCAUACCUUAAGUAGUUUCUUUCCUUAACGUGGUGAAAAGUGCAUGUUUUGCUUGUAAGGCUUCUUAGUUGGGUGACUAUGUGACUGAAGUCAGUCAAUUGGUUCUUUUCUUUGUUUUAGACAGUAGUAGUUUUAAUCAGAUAGCUGACACCUAAGUUGAGAAUCUAUUUUUGCAUGCCUUUUUUAUUUUCAUUAUACAACAUUACAAGGGUAAAGAACUGAAUGGGUAGUCUAGGUUUUUACAAUGUUUGGUGAUGUUUCUGUUGAUAUUUCUGUCAAAGCUGUGAUGCAUGGUGACUUGAGGUAGGCAUGGAACAGUAACUCAAAAGCUUCCACUGAAAUCACAGGAGUCAACUAAACCCCCUAAAAACAAACCAUUUGGGCCUGUUGCUUUUAGUUGGUUGAAGGGGGAAAGAGAACCAGUCAAAGAAAGCAGAAGGGCGCUUUCUUUCUGUUUUUGAGGGGGGGGAAACAUUUUUGGUUAUUUUCAUUCUUUUGUAAAGCAGGAGUGCAAGUUCAUUGAUUCUUGAUCAGAACUACAUUAAUACCAAAAACCAAGUGAUCAAAGCUGAGCGGCGAAUCCUGAAGGAGCUGGGCUUCUGCGUGCACGUCAAGCAUCCGCACAAGGUGAGUCCCAGUUACAUCUCUCAGAAUACACAUACAGUGCAACUGUAGAUCCAGCCGGUGUUAUUCUGGCUCAAGUCACAGCUACAUUUAUGUCAACACUAGCAUUAGCCCUAGCUAUCAGACUAUACUAACACUGCUGUUGAAUUAAGGGUGUGAUAGUUUGUGUGACUCACAUGACACAGCUGUAGUUAUGGUGUUCUAGAACAUUCUGUUCUCAGUACAGGCUGUUGGUUUUCAUUCUCACACACCUAGGGAUUGUGAAACCGCGUUGGUUAUUGCAUAAUGUCAACUGGUCUUCUUCCAGAUCAUCGUCAUGUACCUGCAAGUCCUGGAAUGUGAGAAGAACCAGACUCUGGUCCAGACCGCCUGGUAAGUUCAUGACCUCUUCCCUAACUAACCCAGUGCCCUACGUCACAAACACCUGCUGUAUUACAGUCUGCCUCCACCCCUCUGUAACCUCUGUUCUCUGAUGGAUUCAUUAGUGUCUUAUUGAGAGCUGUUUGUUUUCCUCUUGUCCUUACAUGGCUAUUUAUAGUCUAUGAUUCUGGUGCCCAAGGAACUCAGUUUAACUUUGUCCUUUCUCUCUACUCUUUGAUUAAAGGGUAGUCCAUGCUGGUAAGUCUCAUAAAGAACCUCUGAACUCUGCUCCUCCAACCACAUGGCCUCAGGAAGCGCCCCCAUUGGCUGGCUGCCCUUCUCGGAGACAGUUAAUCCAGUGAGAGCUCUCUGCCGAGAUUCACUGAAGGGGCGGGCCUUUCCCAACUGCCAACGUCAUCUUGUUUUCUCUUGGGGGGGUGUCCAAAAGGAUUUGUAUUUUUGGGGUUUUGCUUCCUAGGUUAAGCAGUUUUUAAAUAUUUUUUAUAGAUAGCUCUAGAGAACUAUUGCAUUCUACUUAAACAUUUUUCUAGUUUACUUGCUCUAGAUUUGAAGUAACCAUCCUGAAGUAUUUUUUUGACUCAACCGUUUUCUGGGUAUGCCUUUUUGAUGCAGUAGUUAAAGUGUACCGUUGAACUGUCUAUUUGAUUUUCCCAAACUGACGUGGUCUCCAGACAUGUCUUACAGGCUGAUCCUGCUCAGGCUUUGUCUCCAAGGACCUGUCUCGCCACCCAUCAAUAUCCACCGGCCACUUUUUGCAGUAGUCUUAUCAGUAGUCCACAAGUCCAAAGUUCAAACCCUCAGCAAGUCUAGGGAAGCCUGUUCUGGGGGACCCCUGUGUGAGCUGGUUUUCUGAAUAUUGUCUAAUUGAUCUGAAAUCAUAUAAUUCACAGCCCACAUACACAAGGAUCACACUCCAGGACUGGCUCGGAGUGGUUAAAUGUGUUCAGACUAUUCAGAGAAGGCCAGUUUAGAUUUCAAUGUGUUCAGAGUUUUUGUUUUGUCAGUAAAGCUAGGUUUUGCAAAUCAUCCCCAGCAUCCAUUGUAUCCUGAAGGGGACACUUUGGGUGGGAAAGGGGUUGCACCAGCAGUCUUCUGUUCUGUCACCCCUCAUCUUUCUGUUUCAGUUUGUCUGACUGCUUGCUAGACGCCAAAACCAUCAGUCAGAAAUGUCCAUUGUCUGUCAGAUGUUGCCAUGACUUGCCUGAGCUAUAGCUUAUCAGGGUCACUGAAACUCCCAACUAGCUGCAAUUUAGAAUUAAACUUUAAACACAACUUGAACCCUGUUACCUUACAUGACAGCAUUGUGCAGUCCUUUUUGAUGGAGAGUUCAAGUUGAAAGCUACCUUACAUAUUGAAAGAACAGCUUUUCUAUCUUAACUGUUGAGUGCAGCAUGCCAUCUCAUCCCACAGCUCUAGUCUGACCUGUCCAAUCUGAUCCUUGAUCUGUGGUUAAGGGAAACUUCCAUCUCCUCUCAGCCAAGAGAUGAGUCGUUGCCUCUAUAGCCCAUGGCUGCAUUCUACUACGGGCUGCUGUACAGUACCAGUCAAACGUUUUUGGACACACCUACUCAUUCAAGGGUUUUUCUUUAUUUUGACAAUUUUUUUUCAUUGUAGAAUAAUAGUGAAGACAUCAAAACUAUGAAAAAACACAUGGACUUAUGUAGUAACCAAAAAAGUGUUAAACAAAUAAAAUAGCCACCCUUUGCCUUGAUGACAGCUUUGCACACUCUUGGCAUUCUCUCAAGCAGCUUCACCUGGAAUGCUUUUCCAACGGUCUUGAAGGUGUUCCCACAUAUGCUGAGCACUUGUUGGCUGCUUUUCCUUCACUCUGCGGUCCAACUCAUCCUAAACCAGCUCAAUUGGGUUGAGGUCGGGGGAUUGUGGAGGCCAGGUCAUCUGAAGCAGCACUCCAUCACUCUCCUUCUUGGUCAAAUAGCCCUUACACAGCCUGGAGGUGUGUUUUCGGUCAUUGUCCUGUUGAAAAACAUAUGAUAGUCCCACUAAGUGCAAACCAGAUGGGAUGGCGUAUCGCUGCAGAAUGCUGUGGUAGCCAUGCUGGUUAAGUGGGCCUUGAAUUCUAAAUAAUUAACUGACAGUGUCACCAGCAAAGCACCAUCACACCACAUCCUCCAUGCUUUAAGGUGAGAACCACACAUGCGGAGAUAAUCCGUUCACCUACUCUGCGUCUCCCAAAGACAUGGCGGUUUGAACCAAAAAUUUCAAAUUUGGACUCAUCAGCCCAAAGGACAGAUUUCCACCGGUCUAAUGUCUAUUGCUUGUGUUUCUUGGCCCAAGCAAGUCUCUUCUUAUUUGUGUCCUUUAGUAGUGGUUUCUUUGCAGCAAUUUGACCAUGAAGGCCUGAUUCACACUGUCCCCUCUGAACAGUUGAUGUCUGUGACUUGAACUCUGUGAAGCAUUUAUUUGGGCUACAUUCUCUGAGGCUGGUAACUCUAAUUAACUUAUCCUCUGCAGCAGAGGUAACUCUGGGUAUUCCUUUCCUGUGGCGGUCCUCAUGAGAGCCAGUUUCAUCAUAGCGGUUGAUGGGUUUUGAGACUGCACUUGAAACAUUUUCCGGAUUGAGUGACCUUCAUGUCAUUUAUCUUUGCUUAUUUGACCUGUUCUUGCCAUAAUAUGGACUUGGUAUUUUACCAAAUAGGGCUAUCUUCUGUAUACCCCCCCUACCUUGUCACAACAUAACUGAUUGGCUCAAACGCAUUAAGAAGGAAAUAAAUUCCACAAAUUAACUUUUAACAAGGCACACACCUGUUAAUUGAAAUACAUUCCAGGUGACUACCUCAUGAAGCUGGUUGAGAGAAUGCCAAGCGUGUGCAAAGCUGUCACCAAGGAAAAGGGUGGCUACUCUGAAGAAUCUCAAAUGUAAAAUAUUUUUUUGAUUUGUUUAACACUUUCCUUUUGGUUACUACAUGAUUCCAUGUGUUAUUUCAUAGUUUUGAUGUCUUCACUAUUGUUCUACAAUGUAGAUAAAUAGUCAGAAUAAAGAGAACCCCUUGAAUCAGUAGGUGUGUGCCCAACUUUUGACUGGGACCGUAUACCUCUGGUCACCUCCACCUCGGUCGUCUCUGCAUUCACAUUCAGUUUGCAUGCGCACUUUAGAAAGACGUCUCAAUAGUCAGGACCUCUGACUUGAGUAGUUUUCAUUUCUUUGGACGUCAUAUUGUUACGGUAAGGACCUGUGGGCUCUAGCUCCAUCUACACAGUCCUGUCCGGUGUACAAGCUUUUCAUCUGUGACGCUGCAUGUCCAGCACAACACCAACAUGGAUGCACCUGAGAGGGGAGUAGCAGGACAAAGCUAAACUAGUCUCCCAUACCGUUAGCCUAUUACUAUUUCAGAUGCAUAACUGUCUUUAUUGGCGUGGUCACCAACUGUGGUCCUCUAGAGCUGCAGGCUUUUGUUUCAUCCCAGCACUAACACACGGUUCAAGUAACUAAUGGUCAAGCUGAAACGAGCCUGCGCCACCUGUAGCUGUAGGGGAUCAGCUGGUGACUCCCCAGACCAGUGUUUCAGUGUGAUGUUGGGGAGGGACAUGAGGCUGUGGGGAGAUGGUGCUAUGUUUCUGUAUGUUGCUUGUGUCUUGUAGGAACUACAUGAAUGACAGCCUGAGGACCAACGUGUUUGUGAGGUUCCAAGCUGAAACUAUCGCCUGUGCCUGCAUCUACCUGGCUGCCAGAGCUCUGCAGGUUCCAAUCUCCCCAUCUCUAGUCUUCCCCUGACCCCCACCAUCUCUAGUCUUCCCCUGACACCCACCAUCUCUAGUCUUCCCCUGACCCCCACCAUCUCUAGUCUUCCCCUGACCCCCACCAUCUCUAGUCUUCCCCUGACCCCCACCAUCUCUAGUCUUCCCCUGACCCCCACCAUCUCUAGUCUUCCCCUGACCCCCACCAUCUCUAGUCUUCCCCUGACCCCCCGCCAUCUCUAGUCUUCCCCUGACCCCCGCCAUCUCUAGUCUUCCCUGACCCCCGCCCAUCUCUAGUCUUCCCCUGACCCCCGCCAUCUCUAGUCUUCCCCUGACCCCCACCAUCUCUAGUCUUCCCCUGACCCCCGCCAUCUCUAGUCUUCCCCUGACCCCCGCCAUCUCUAGUCUUCCCCUGACCCCCGCCAUCUCUAGUCUUCCCCUGACCCCCGCCAUCUCUAGUCUUCCCCUGACCCCCGCCAUCUCUCCUGUAAUAGGAUGAGUCUCUUAACCAGUGUUCCUUACCCAUCCUAUUGAAUGGCCCUAUUUGUAGCAUCAUUAACUAAGUGCUGUGUGUCUGUAGAUGCCUCUCCCAUCCAGACCUCACUGGUACCUGCUGUUUGGAGCCACAGAGGAGGAGAUCAAGGAUAUCUGCAUCACCACCCUCAAACUCUACACCAGGAAGAAGGUACAAAUCACCCCCUAAACCUUCUAUCAACGCUGUAACCAUGACUGUUCAUCCAUACAUCCUCCUGCUGUAUAACACAAUACACCACACACCGUACCUUCUUACAGUCUCUCUCUCUCGGCCAGCCUGACUAUGACCACCUGGAGAAGGAGGUAGAGAAGAUGAAGAUGUCUCUGCAGGAGGCCAAGCUGAAGGCUAAAGGACUGAACCCUGAUGGGACCCCAGCUCUGUCCAACCUGGGAGGCUUCUCGCCCGGAUCCAAACCCUGUGAGUUUACCUUAAUAUAGCUGUUAAUUUAAACCCGGCGUUUACCAUAGCUGUUAAUUUAAACCCGGCGUUUACCAUAGCUGUUAAUUUAAACCCGGCGUUUACCAUAGCUGUUAAUUUAAACCCGGUGUUUACCUUACCAUAGCUGCUCAUUUAACAAGUGCCCUGCCCAAGUCAAGUCAUCAGAUAGAAAAGGACUUUGAUUAUGUUGGGUUCAUAGUUCAACCUGUCUGAAGAUAUAUUUUUAUAUUUUUUGUGUGUUAAGUACAACAAUAUUACACUUCUAAAUGGGGACACCCGGUCUAAUGACAUGUUGUGUUCCCCAGGUUCCCCCAAUGUAGUGAAGGUAGAGGAUAAAUCUCCGAACCCCCAGGCCCUCAAACCUGUAAAGAAAGAACCAGACAGCAGAGCCCAGGGCUCCAAAAGCCCACACAACGGGUGAGGAACACACACACACACAACUCUUAACUACUCUUAAACAUAGCAGGGCCUUUCGUUCUGUAAGAAAAUGUUUUAUUUUCCAAUUUUAAGCAGGACACCCCUAAUGGAAAUGCCACCUUUAUGUCUUUCUUUCUGUCUCUCUCUGUCAGGCUGAGGAAGGAGGCUAAGAUCGGGAGGAACAGCAGGAGUAGGAGUGGAUCCCUUUCCAGAACUCGCUCGCGAUCACGCUCCCCACGCAGACAGUAAGACUUUAGUACUUAAUUCAUUAUGUAUGCUUUACUACGGUACUUACGGUAAGGUUUAAGACAGUAUUUUACAGCCAGUGUCACACUCGCAUGUAGUAAUAUUCAGCUGGACCCCAGUCUUAACACUUCUCUUUACUCUCUCUUCAGUUACAACAGCCGGCGCAGUCGUUCUGGGACCUACAGUUCUCGUUCUCGCAGUCGUUCUCACAGUCGCAGCCCCUCACCCCCGACGCCAUCCGUCCUCCCCCCUCCUCCUUCCACACCUCAAGCCAAAGCCCGGCCACCAUGGCAACAUCGACCCCAAGCCAUCGAGUCGUCAUAGCAGCAGCGGCGGAGGGGCUCACAAGAGGAAGAGGUCAAGGUCGCGCUCUGCCAGCAAAGGGGAGAGGGGACGGGAGAGAGGGAGGGAGCGGGACAGAGACCGCAGCACGUCGGACCUCUCGUCGGCCAAGAAGCACAAGCACGAGAGAGGUGGGGCUGGGGGAGGACAUCACCGUGGAGACAGGAGGGAGCGGUCCAGGUCGUAUGACCGAGAAAGGGAGCGCACCCACAAGAGCAAACGCCAUAGCAGCAGCAGUGGACACUCAGGGCACGGACACCAUCGCCGCUGA
This is a messenger RNA of Coregonus sp. 'balchen', 10547 nucleotides long. NCBI's taxonomy places the organism in Eukaryota, Metazoa, Chordata, Actinopteri, Salmoniformes, Salmonidae. The record is from the annotation of a GenBank genome assembly.